Messenger RNA from Euleptes europaea (tarantolino), 2439 nucleotides. RefSeq names its product kinesin-like protein KIF20A. Gene Ontology annotation, molecular function: plus-end-directed microtubule motor activity; microtubule binding; ATP binding. Gene Ontology annotation, cellular component: spindle microtubule; nucleus. The record is from RefSeq and is a predicted model, not a curated record. The coding region runs from base 1 to 2439 and encodes 812 amino acids. Gene Ontology annotation, biological process: microtubule-based movement; mitotic spindle assembly. The transcript is spliced from 18 exons. NCBI's taxonomy places the organism in Eukaryota, Metazoa, Chordata, Lepidosauria, Squamata, Sphaerodactylidae.
AUGACUGAAUUGGCCUCUAAUGUGGGCUUAACUUUGCCCAUGGAGUUAUCAGAGGUAUCUGGCACUAAAGAGCAUAAUGAGAAAGAGGAUGUGUGUCAACCACUGAAAGUGUAUUUGAGAGUGCGACCCUUCUCCAAGGCAGAGCUUGAAAAUAAUGAAAACCAGGAUUGCUUGACUAUUGAAAACCAAGAAACAGUAACUCUUCAUGCACCUAAAGAAUCGGCUGCAAUGAAGAACAGUGAAAAGGGAAUUGGGCAAUGUGCACAUCGGUUCACCUUUACUCGGGUUUUUGGACCAGAAAGUACUCAAAGUGAAUUUUUUGAAGGCACAAUGAAUGAGAUAAUAAAAGCAUACAUCAAUGGAGUGAAUGGGCUUGUGUUUACCUAUGGCGUUACAAAUGCUGGCAAAACAUUCACUGUUCAUGGUUGUCCAAAAGAUGGUGGUAUCCUGCCUCGUGCUCUUGAGAUGAUCUUCAAUCAUGUAAGAGGAAGACAGUAUCAAAAGAUGAACUUAAAGCCCUGCUUCAGCAAUCUUAUCAAGAGGUUGGAUGAUCUGCAGACUAAGCGAGAGGAAUCCAUAAAAGCUGUGCUCCUUGCCUCUUUGAAAGAGGAGCCUGAUAAUUCUUUCAAGCAUACUGCUACUUCGGGUGCACCAGAUUGUAAUAAGUGCUCCCCCAGUCUUGCUUUGGACCAAUUAGAUUCUGAGAGGAUUAACAAGUAUCAGAGAACACUGUUGUCUGUCUGGGUUUCUUUCUUUGAAAUCUAUAAUGAGUACGUCUAUGAGCUACUGGACUUACUGCCAACAUCAAAAAAUCAAAAGCGCAAAGUUCUGAGGAUCUGUGAGGAUCAAGGAGGAAGUUCUUAUGUAAAAGACUUGAAGUGGAUCAACAUAAAAAACAUAGAUGAAGCUUGCAAAAUAAUUAAAAUAGGAAACAAAAACCGAAGUCUGGCAUGCACUAAGACAAAUCAGCAAUCAAGUAGAAGUCACAGCAUCUUUUCUAUCAGACUGAUCAGCUUGAGUGAUGAGGCUAUGCCACAUGUUCUUGGAGUCUCUGAACUCUCUCUCUGUGACCUGGCUGGAUCAGAACGAUGCAAUAAAACACAAAGCUUUGGAGACAGGCUUAAAGAAGCAGGCAAUAUUAACAAUUCUCUUCUUAUCCUUGGAAAAUGCAUUGCAGCUCUGAAACAAAAUCAAAACCCUAAGUUAAGGCAGGCAUAUAUUCCCUUCAGAGAGAGUAAGCUAACCCGCUUAUUUCAACCAUUCUUCUGUGGUAAAGGCAAAGCUUGUAUGGUAGUUAAUGUUAACCAAUGUGCCUCUACGUAUGAUGAGACCCUGCAUGUAAUGAAAUUUUCUGCUGUAGCUAAGCAAAUUAUUCAAACAUUUCAACCUAAAAUCUUUGAUUAUUUCCCCCCACAAUACAGUGGGAGGGAAGGUAAGCUUACAGUGCAUUUUGAUGACAUAUCUGCUGAGGAGCUUCCAGAUGAUACUAAUAUAUCUUCCUCGUCCUCUGAAGAAGAAAUAGAUAUUAGCAUUAUGACCCAUGAGGAUCUCUUGAAAACUACUGAGUUCCUAAAGGAGAAACUGAUUUCAGAAAGACAAAGCAAGUUACUUCUUGAGGUGCAGGUACGGAAAGAGAUGGCAGAAGCCAUGUUUCAGCAGCUGCUGGAAACAGAAGAAUCCUGGCGUAAGCGCCUGGAAGAUAUGAAAGAAAGCUAUGAAGAGAAACUGGAGAGUAAAUUUGAAAUGUACAAGGAGGCUAUAAAGAAGCAUGCGUAUAUGUGUGCAAUGGAGCAAAUUGAGGAGCACUAUGUUCCAGUUGAAGAGUUCAUAGCUGAACAAGCAAAGGUUGAGGCUCGAGAGAUGAAAAUACAGCAGUUGAAACUGAAGUUCGGAGAUCCGAAUGCCUUUGCUUUGGAAAGUCCUAAUUCAGAUACUACAGAAGGGGAAAUUAAUCCAGAUGUUAAAUACAAGAUGAUGAUGCAGAGAGCUUCAGAUGCCUUGUCAAGGCAGUGUGAGGAGAAAGAUGAGUUAAUCAAAUCACUGAAGUUGAAAAUGCAGAAAUUAAAUGAAAUGUUACAAGAUGCCAAUGAUGUCUAUAAAAAAACUGUUGAGGAGAAUAAUAGACUGAAGCAGGUGAUAAUGUUCAAGGAACAAGAGAUUGAAGGUCUUCAAAACUGGGCUAAACGUGUCCAUGAACUUGAAGCCACAGUAUCUCUUCUGCAAAAAGAACUAGAUGAAAGCAAGAAAAAGUUUCUUAAUGUGGAAGAUCUUAAGCAUCGAAAAUCCAAGAAAGGCUUCUUUUCAAAUCUGAAAUAUGCAGUAGCUGAGGUUCCUAAAACAAACAGCAGCAAAGACUCCACAAAACCUAACUGGUCGCCCACAACACUGUGCAAACAGACAGUAAUGCAUAAAGUAAAAGAAUCUCUCCAGUCUUUUUAA